AUGAACAUACAAGAACUUGAAAUAUUUGGAAUAAUAGCGUUUGAUGGUCUAAUAAGAAAUGGAUUACGAUUGCAUCCUGGUGGAGAAUUCUUUGUCUAUCCAAUGGGAAAUAAAAUUACUAUCAAACAUAUAAUAACGGGUGAACAAUUUUUUCUUAGUGGCCAUAAAAAUUUUGUUUCCGCUUUAUGCAUUUCAUCUUCUGGUGACUUGAUAGCUUCUGGACAAGUAAACCAUCACGGUUUCAAGGCAAUGGUUAUAAUAUGGGAUUAUAGAGAACGUAAAAUAAAAUCUAGUUAUGAAAUACAUAAAGUCAGAAUCGAAGAUGUAUGCUUUACGAAAGAUGAACAAUAUCUCAUUAGUCUUGGAGGAAAAGAUGAUGGUCGCAUUAUAAUAUGGGAUAUUAAAAGUGAAACUCCACUUUGUGGUGCUGGAAACGAAAUAUUUGGAAAUAUCGUAACAAUCACACGAGCUAAUGUUUAUAACACAAGUUUUGUCAUUGCCGGGGAUAAAACAUUCAAAUUAUGGCAUAUCGAUGCGAAAAAUAGUAAACUUUACGGCAUGGACGUAAAGGUCGGGAAGAUUAAACGUGCAAUCAAUUGUCUCGUUAUAGAUGAAACUGACGAGAAUAUUUAUUGCGGAACAACAUCAGGCGACAUUAUACAAGCAAGACUAAACAUAGCAAAAUCUAAGGAAGCGAAUAAAUAUCCGGUUAUGAUUGGAUGUUAUUCAAAGAUACCGACGCAUCCAAAGAAAUCAAAUGCAUGCGAUGGACAAGUAUAUGCAGGUGGUGUAAAAAAUUUGUUGCUCUUGGAGAAAGGGAAAUUAAUUGUAGGUGCUGGCGAUGGGACAGUUGAAUUAACUGAAAUAACGAAAGAAUCGAUAUGUACUAUAAAUAAAACGAAGAAGCCGUUCAUUGUACCCGCUAUAAUAACGUAUCAAACAGCGAAUGUAUGUGCUGCGAUGACAUCGAUGUUACGGUAUAAGAAUGACGUUAUAUUAGUAGGAACUAUUAAGUGUGAGAUCUACGAAAUUGAAUUGUCGAGCUUUCAUAUACGUUUAAUUGCUACUUGUCAUACUAAUUCGAUAUUUGAUUUGACAUUUCCACGCAACUGUUCGGAAAUAUUCGCAACGACUAGUGAAAAUGAUAUACGAAUAUGGAAACUGAUUACCCAAAAGGAAUUACUUCGAAUUACUGUACCAAACUUCGCUUCUUCUAGUUUAUGUUUCGAUUAUAACGGUGGAUCUAUAAUAUCAGCUUGGAACGAUGGUGCGAUAAGAGGAUUCGCUUUGAAUGGAGGAAAACUAUUAUUCCAGAUUAAUUGUGCUCAUACAAAAGCCGUAUCAACAAUUACGAUUACCAAUGAUGACAGUAAGCUCAUUAGCGGUGGUUGUGACGGACAGAUUCGGAUAUGGAAUGCAAAAUCUGAAAUACGACAUUUACUGCAAGUUCUAAAAGAACACAGAGGUCCAAUAACUUCGUUACACGUUUCGCCCGAUAACAAGGGUCUGAUUAGUUCUAGUACAGAUGGUACAUGCAUACUGUGGGAUUUAAAAAAUUUCACGAGAAAAUUCAUGUUGAGAGGGAACACGAUGUAUAUGGCAACAUGUUUCGUUCCAAACGGCAUUCAAAUUUUAACAUGUGGUACAGAUCGCAAGAUAGCUUAUUGGGAAACCUUGGAUGGAUCAUUAGUUCGAGAAAUUGAAGGUUCAAUUACUGGAACGUUAAAUACGAUAGGUGUCAGUUAUGAUGGGCAAUAUUUUCUCACUGGAUCUGAAGAUUCUAUUGUAAAACUAUGGGAUUAUCAUACCGCUACUACUAUUUGUUUAAGUACAGCACAUGCUGCUGCCAUUACUGCUUGCUCUUUUGCUCCAAAUAAUAAAUUUAUUAUCACGUCAAGCACAGAUGGUGCUAUAAUAAUUUGGAAAUAUCCUUUUUCUAAAAUAUCGACCACUAACGAUAGUAAGUUGUAAAUAACAUAUAUUGCAUAAAUUGUAGAGCAUGAUGCUUUAUUAGUUUAACAGCUCAGAUAU
Molecule: messenger RNA, 2031 nt
Organism: Eufriesea mexicana
Lineage: Eukaryota; Metazoa; Arthropoda; Insecta; Hymenoptera; Apidae
Product: cilia- and flagella-associated protein 52
Exons: 10
Coding region: 1-1971 (656 amino acids)
Molecular function (GO): protein binding
Source: RefSeq, a predicted model, not a curated record